AUGGGUAAUCUUCUUAAGGUCCUUACCAGGGAAAUUGAAAACUAUCCACAUUUUUUCCUGGAUUUUGAAAAUGCACAGCCUACAGAUGGAGAAAGGGAGGUAUGGAAUCAGAUCAAUGCAGUUUUACAGGAUUCUGAAAGCUUGCUUGCAGACCUUCAGGCUUACAAAGGAGCUGGACAAGAAAUAAGAGAUGCAAUACAAAACCCAAAUGAUAUCCAACUUCAAGAAAAAGCUUGGAAUUCAGUGUGUCCUCUGGUUCUGAGGCUGAAGCAGUUUUAUGAGUUUUCACUCAGACUAGAGAAAGCACUACAGAGCUUAUUGGAAUCAUUGACCUGUCCACCCUAUACUCCAACUCAACACCUGGAACGAGAACAGGCUCUAGCCAAGGAGUUUGCAGAAAUCUUACAUUUUACUCUCCGCUUUGAUGAACUUAAGAUGAGAAAUCCAGCCAUUCAAAAUGACUUCAGUUACUACAGACGGACAAUAAAUCGCAACAGAAUAAACAAUAUGCAUAUAGACAUUGAGAAUGAAGUAAAUAAUGAAAUGGCCAACAGAAUGUCUCUAUUUUAUGCAGAAGCCACACCAAUGCUGAAAACACUCAGCAAUGCCACAACACACUUUGUAUCAGAAAACAAGACCCUACCGAUUGAGAAUACAACAGACUGUUUAAGUACUAUGGCCAGUGUAUGUAAAGUCAUGUUGGAAACACCAGAAUACAGAAGUCGGUUCACCAGUGAAAAGACUCUUAUGUUCUGCAUGAGAGUAAUGGUGGGCGUUAUUAUUCUCUAUGAUCACGUUCAUCCUGUGGGAGCUUUUUCUAAGACAUCAAAGAUUGACAUGAAGGGGUACAUAAAAGUUUUAAAGGAACAGCCUCCUGAUACCGUGGAAGGCCUUCUGAAUGCUCUCAGGUUCACUACAAAACACCUGAAUGAUGAAUCUACUUCCAAGCAAAUUCGAGCUAUGCUUCAGUAG
Messenger RNA from Emys orbicularis (European pond turtle), 972 nucleotides. It is a transcript of the gene CYRIA, whose product is annotated as CYFIP related Rac1 interactor A. Bases 1 to 972 code for a protein of 323 amino acids. Gene Ontology annotation, molecular function: small GTPase binding. Lineage: Eukaryota; Metazoa; Chordata; Testudines; Emydidae. The record is from RefSeq and is a predicted model, not a curated record. Gene Ontology annotation, biological process: regulation of actin filament polymerization. The transcript is spliced from 10 exons.